Durusdinium trenchii is the source of this 720-nucleotide messenger RNA. The record is from the annotation of a GenBank genome assembly. NCBI's taxonomy places the organism in Eukaryota, Dinophyceae, Suessiales, Symbiodiniaceae.
AUGUCUGUUCCUGAUGAGGCACUUCCUGCACUGGUGGCUGGGGGUGUUGGCAUCGUAGCCGCGGUUGUCUUCGUAUGCAGUGGUGCUUCCUCACAGCCAACAACGUGGGACAAAGAGGAAAAAGAUGACAAGAAAAGGGAAGACAAAGAAAAGCGGAAAGGGAAAGAAGAUGGUAGAAAACAGACAGACACGGAAGAAGAGGACGAAGAUAGCGAUGCAGAUGGUGAUGGCGAAGAUGAUGGACACUCACGCAAAGACGGGCGCACAGAUGCGCCCACGGUGCUUGAAGCCAAAGCAGCUAAGAACACAGAAAUGAAAGAUGGAGAGCCAACGAAAAAGGAUUUGCCAGUGGAUUUUUUGAAGAUGCGUCGGGGUAAAUUGUCACCGGAGCAGGAGGCAAAGUUCCGUCAAGGCCUUGCAAAUUUGCCCCCGGAAUCUAGAAAGGCCCUAAAAGACUGGGUGGAGAUGACAGGGACAGAUAGUAGCACUUGGACCUUGCUCGGGUUGAACUGCCUGUUCCUGGUCUUCAUUCUAGGUGUCAUCACUUUGGCAGCUGCUGCUGUUGUAGGUUUCUUUCAGAUCAACAUUUUCAGCUUGGAUGUUUGGCGUCAAGGCUUGAACAAGCUCGCUGAGGGUGAAGGGCCUUGGUCAAAUGUGCCAUCCCAGAGACCUGCAGUGCGUGAGAUCGCGCAUGAUCGACAUGACCUUGCAGAGUUGUAG